AUGGUUAAUGAAAAAUUAACUGUUCAGUUGGGUCUUGAAGAAGGACUACGGAUAAGACGCAUCGCGGGAGGAUGCAUCGUGAAGCAGGCUCCGAUUUUUUCAUCCGACGGAAGAUUGCUGUUUUUAAUAAAUGAAUUCAGCGUUCAAGCAUUCAGCGCAAUCACAGGAGAAUUGGUUCACAACUAUGAGUAUACACCGCAAACCCCUGAAAAAGAACUGCUGAUCGGCAUAUUGAUAGAUAGAACCAACAGCAAGUAUAUUUAUGCUUGCACUAACAGUGGAAUGCUAGUGUCGUGGAAAAUAGAUUCCGGAGUACAGUGCGACAGACAUGGAUUAUCAAAAGAAAAUUUUGAUGUCGAAUCCUUUCACAUUCUUUACGAUGAAAAUGAUGUGUCCAGUUUUUUGCUUUUGGGAACAAGGUCAUCUAGAAGAAUUUUUAUGCAGUACUGUGCGCGCACGUGGAAAAAAAUGCAUAAGAUAUUUCCCAAACUGCACGUCGGACAGGGCGAAGAGCCUGCCAAUGACGAUAUGCAGAAUGUGCGAAUUGUGGCAGCGACAGGUGGACGUGGCUUGAACUAUUUCGCCUACAUCAUUAAAGAUAGAUGGUACUGGUGUACACUGAAACCGAAAUUGUUUGUUAAUAGUAGCAAACAUUUCGCUGGUAACACACCGCAAAUAAUAGCAUGCCAUUCGGUGGAACCAGUGGUAGCGGUAGGCGAUAACAUCGGGCGCGUGGUGUUGUACCGAAACUUUCUCAAGCAGAGUACGCCAAUCCCCGAAACUUACCACUGGCAUCCGCAAACGGUGCAAACGAUCGCAUUCGGAAGCUACGGAACACACUUUUACUCCGGCGGUUUGGAACGUGUUUUGGUGAAAUGGGAGAUGGGAAAGCAGCAAACGGAUGAUGCAUUGGCCCGAAUUUCCGACACCAUCCUGCACGUGGUGGUGGGACCGGAUAAUGAUAAGCUGGCAUUAUGUACCGCUGAUAAUGGUAUUCAAAUACUGGAUGUGCAGUACAAAAAGAUAGCGAUCGUGCAGAACUUUUCCGGGAUAUCGACUGUCCCAGCAGACACUACACUCUUCCCAGCAGGUUUGCGCGUCAAUCCGAGAACGCAAGCAAUUGUCCUGAAUGGACGGAAAGGAUGCAUUCAAUUUUUUUCGACGUACACCAAGAGUUUGCUCUACACGCUGGAUAUAACGCAGCGCAAUUACAACACCAUUGAAGAUAAAACCUACUUACACAACACGGUUGUAACGAAUAUUGCGAUCAACGCGUAUUGGUUGGCCACGGUCGAGAAUUGGUGUGACAAUCAAUACUCGAUGGAAACGCGUCUGAAGUUCUGGCGGUAUGAUGAAUCGCACCAAACGUACGCGCUCUGUGUCAACUUCGAAAACGUCCACCAUGGCGGUGUGAACGAUAUAGCGUUUUCGAGCAGCACCCGCGAACGGGAUUUGCAGUGUGCCACAGCAGGGCAGGAUCGUCGCAUUAAGGUGUGGUCGAUAGAAAAUGUGCAAACGACUGAUGGUGGCGAAAAGUUGGUGUGGGUCUGUGUUGGAAGUGUACAGCAUCGUAACCUUCCGGUCAAAUCCGUAUCAUUCUCACAAGAUGCGUCCCUGCUAGCCGGCGGUUUCGGCAAUGUGCUAUGCACGUGGAAUUCAGAAACAUUGCAGUUAAAAUGUAACCUUUCCGCACCGAGCGGACUUGACGGGUGUGUUAACAGAUCGAUGCUGUUGUUACCAACAACGGCAACGCAGCCACAAGAGCCGGAAUCGUACGAGAAUAUUCGCGCUAAGAUCGUAACCGACAUGAUGUUCGUGCUGAGCGGAAAAGAAAAGAGUUCUCGUGCUGCAAAAUUAAGCAAUGGUUGUAAGCAAAGCGACCGUAUCAUUCAUGAUAAAGCAAUUUGGAAACGUUAUAAAACGAGCAAUAUUUCGAACGAUUUGAAAAAGCUGAUAGUGCAACGUACGGCAGCGAAUGUGCAUCUAAAUAUGGCCCAUCGGGCGGAAAUUUUUCACACAUUAGCAAUAAUUUGCCGCGUUCCUAAUAAAAACGGCCAACAACUAAUUCUCAAUAAAAUCUUCAGCACCAAACGAACGCAUCAAAAAAUACUUGAACAUGUGCAACAAUUAGCAGAAUGCAUCGAUACCGGUACGCUGUUCCGAGAGUAUCGCCGUUUGCAAAACUUCCAGCGUCGUAAGCAAGCUGCCAUAAAGGAUAAAGCUCUGGAAAAAGUAUUUUCCACGAGCCAUAUGCUUUCCAGAGUGAACCAGCAAAGCGACAAUUCGGUUAAUAGCAAAGAAGUGCCCGUUAAAAGUUUUGCCCAAAUUUGGAAAGUGUUUUUCUGCUAUGGACAAUUUUCGCAUCUGUUGCUUAUCUGUACGGAGAAUCGUGUAAUGGUUUGGAACUUACUUACGCUCAAGAUGCAGGCAUCGCUGUACCUUACCAUCGAUCAAAUAGCGUUAGAUCCUUUCACGAACCUAAUCGCAGCAUUCACGAAAGAUCGCGAAGUGUAUGUAUUUCUGCCCAACAUCCCUAUGCCGCUGUUUCACCGAAUCCAUCUGCCGAAAGUCUUUGGUGCUGUCUGGAUUCCUCGUCGUUAUCCACGUUCGCAAUCGUUCAAUGUCGAUUGGCAAGCUACUUCGCAGCUAUUUUUCCUAAAUGAAAAACAGGAAUUGCUGCAACUGGUUUCCGACAGCGAUGAGGAAUCUUUAGGACCGGUGAUAUGCACGAAUGAGCCAACGAUAAGUUUGAACACACCUUUUGCCGCUAUGCUGCAUAAGCAAGCAGCAAGUGGUAGUAGCAACGUUAAACCGUUUGAAGGUACAACUGCAGAAUUUGGAAUGCGCUUGGGAAGCGCAUCGAACGCUGCAUUAAAAGACAUCAUUUCAUCAUCUUCCCACACGGCGGCCCCGAUGAGCUUAUUGUGUAAGGACUUUCUUCGUUCGUUGCUUAUUGUGGAAGGGCUUGGUGCAAACCACAAUCAAUUACCAUCGUCGAAACAGCGUCCAAGUACGGCUGCUACUGAUAGUGACAGGAGAAAUCCUGUUCCCGAUGCAGGUACCGUGGCACAGAAAAGUGAUGACGAAGAAAAUUCACUCAAUGAAGAUAAGGUUGCAAAGCAGAAGUGGUCGUCUCGCUACUUAGCUCAGUCGGAGAUGGAUAGUAUAAAAAAAGCCAAAUCACGCAGUUCGUCUGGCGCAGAUAAAGAAGAGGCCAAUCUUAGGAAAUUGCUCGAUGAACCAAUAGACAUGGUAUUUUCAUAG
This is a messenger RNA of Anopheles marshallii, 3264 nucleotides long. Its product is annotated as WD repeat-containing protein 75. Gene Ontology annotation, molecular function: protein binding; RNA binding. Gene Ontology annotation, cellular component: nucleolus. NCBI's taxonomy places the organism in Eukaryota, Metazoa, Arthropoda, Insecta, Diptera, Culicidae. Bases 1 to 3264 code for a protein of 1087 amino acids. The transcript has 5 exons. The record is from RefSeq and is a predicted model, not a curated record. Gene Ontology annotation, biological process: positive regulation of transcription by RNA polymerase I; positive regulation of rRNA processing.